UAUAAAUGAAAGCACGGACUGUUACUUAAGUCCAGUUAGUAGACAUGAUAUUCGGGAUUCAGGAACUCAAACAAUGACGACGUUAGAAAAUGUGUCUAAUGAAAGGGUAAAUAUUGUUGACAAUAACAUUAACAAGACUGUGGAGGGAUGUGAAAUGUUCGAAAAAGAGGUUCACGAACUUGGUGUGACGGAGCCUAACAUGACAGAUAUUGAAGGAGCAGCCAUUGUGGAAAAGAAAGACAUGGAGUGUUACUUAAGUCCAGAUAGUAAUCACGAUAUGAAAUCUGGCACAAUGCACAACGAGGAUUCAGGAACUAAAACAACGACGACGUUAGAAAAUGUGUCUAAUGAAAGGGUAAAUAUUGUUGACAAUAACAUUAACAAGACUGUGGAGGGAUGUGAAAUGUUGGAAAAAGAGGUUCACGAACUUGGUGUGACGGAGCCUAACAUAACAGAUUCUGAAGGAGCAGCCAUUGUGGAAAAGAGUAAGCAAGAAAAGGGUACCAUAGAAGACAUGAAGUGUUACUUACGUCCAGUUAAAACACAUAGAUUUAAAAAAGGUACAAUAUGCUUCUUCGGAAAAAAGAAUAACUCUGGCACGAUAACUACAGAUAAUGGGCAAUGUUAUAAGUUCUAUAAAGAAGAUUUAAAUUUAGGUUUUGAUCGACCUUUUAAAUAUCCACAAAAAGUGAAAUUUGUUGUUGAUGAUACACAGCCCAAAUGGGCCUAUGAUGUAGAAAUAAUUGGAGACCCUUAUGUUCGAAGGUGCUGUUAUUGUUUAAAAGAUGAUCAUCUUGGUUUAGAAGACUGUAUGAAGUUACAGAUAGAUUCGUAUAAUUUUUACUAUCCUUAUUUAUAACAUAACGGUACAAAACCAGCAGUUUGUGAUAUUUAUUCUGUUAAUGUUUCAAUUAAACUUAUAAAUUAUCAAUAAAAAUUAUAUGUUAUAAAGUUAAUACUUAAAAAAUAAUGUAUUUUAAUAAUAUUCUAUGUUAUUUCUAAUUCGUGAUAAAUAUAUUGU
Messenger RNA from Daktulosphaira vitifoliae (grape phylloxera), 1021 nucleotides. RefSeq lists its product as uncharacterized. The transcript is spliced from 6 exons. The coding region runs from base 74 to 859 and encodes 261 amino acids. The record is from RefSeq and is a predicted model, not a curated record. NCBI's taxonomy places the organism in Eukaryota, Metazoa, Arthropoda, Insecta, Hemiptera, Phylloxeridae.